Symbiodinium sp. CCMP2456 is the source of this 483-nucleotide messenger RNA. The record is from the annotation of a GenBank genome assembly. NCBI's taxonomy places the organism in Eukaryota, Dinophyceae, Suessiales, Symbiodiniaceae.
AUGGACUUCGACCUCGCCGCUUGUCUACGAGUGGCGCUCCAGAGCAUAUUCCCAGGGGAUGAGGUGGACUUCCAGGAGAGCAAGUGGACGGUGAAGGCAGUGCACGAAGAUCGGACUUUAUCGCUGAGCAACGCUCGGAUGCAACAGCGCGUGCUGCUGCGGGACUGCAAGUUGAAGGUAGCCCGAGGCCGCUUCUGCCGGAGCGUGACGACGAAGCAUCAGGUCACCAUGCUGGAGAGCAGUGUGCGCUGUGAGCUCACAGCUCAGGGCCACGCGCAGAGAGCCGGCUCUCGCGUGCGAGAGGUUCCACGGGAGGGUUGCCACUACCACCUCGAGGUGGCGAGAAGUCAGCCAGUGCCGGCAGACAUGCAGGUCUGCUGCUUGCACGUCGAAGCCGAAGGGAUGGAUCAAGGCUGGGGCAAUACUGGCGACAGUGGCCUCCUUGUCUAUCUUCUGCGGAGCGGAACGCCAGGGGACUUGGAG